Messenger RNA from Trichomycterus rosablanca, 921 nucleotides. It is a transcript of the gene lctlb, whose product is annotated as lactase-like b. The record is from RefSeq and is a predicted model, not a curated record. Gene Ontology annotation, biological process: carbohydrate metabolic process. The transcript is spliced from 7 exons. The coding region runs from base 1 to 921 and encodes 306 amino acids. Lineage: Eukaryota; Metazoa; Chordata; Actinopteri; Siluriformes; Trichomycteridae. Gene Ontology annotation, molecular function: beta-glucosidase activity.
AUGGUCAAUUACUUUAACGACUUUGCCAGCCUUUGCUUUGAAAGAUUCGGAAAUCGGGUGAAACACUGGAUCACUUUUAACAACCCUUGGUCAGUGGCAGUAGAGGGCUAUGAAACUGGAGAACAUGCUCCAGGCAUUAAGCUCAAAGGCACUGGAGCCUAUAGGGCUGCCCACCACAUCAUCAAGGCACAUGCCAAGGUUUGGCAUACUUACGACAGUCAAUGGCGAAGCAAACAAAAUGGUAUGGUGGGCAUCUCUCUGUCAGGAGACUGGGGAGAGCCAGUGGACAUUACAAACCAGAAGGACAUAGAGGCAGCAGAGAGAUACGUCCAGUUCUACAUGGGCUGGUUCGCUACCCCUAUCUUCCAUGGAGACUACCCUCAAGCCAUGAAGGAGUUCAUAGGCAGGAAAAGUGCCCAGCUGGGGAUGGGAACGUCUCGACUGCCCACAUUUUCAUCGCAGGAAAAGAGUUACAUCAAAGGCACAUGUGACUUCCUGGGAGUAGGGCACUUUACCACCCGCUACAUCACCCAUAAGACACACCCUGUUGCUCAGCCCAGCUGCUAUUUUAAGGACAGAGACCUGGCUGAGCUGGUGGAUCCACAAUGGCCUGAUCCUGGUUCAGAAUGGCUCUACUCUGUACCGUGGGGCUUCCGUCGUUUGCUUAAUUUCAUCAAGACUCAGUAUGGGAACCCAAUGAUCUACAUCACUGAAAAUGGGGUUUCUGAAAAGAUGAUGUGCCCAGAGCUGUGUGAUGACUGGAGAAUACAGUAUUUCAAAGACUACAUCAAUGAGAUGCUGAAAGAUCCCUUGAGCAGCCAUAUGGAGAUGGUGACUGAGAUUGUCGUGCCCACUGUGUGCACCCUUGGCAUUCUGAUCAGUGCAGUUUUUCUCAUGUUUCUCUUUAGGAGACACAACUAG